Aaosphaeria arxii CBS 175.79 is the source of this 393-nucleotide messenger RNA. RefSeq lists its product as uncharacterized. The coding region runs from base 1 to 393 and encodes 130 amino acids. The transcript has a single exon. The record is from RefSeq and is a predicted model, not a curated record. NCBI's taxonomy places the organism in Eukaryota, Fungi, Ascomycota, Dothideomycetes, Pleosporales.
AUGCGCGAGGAAUCGACGGCCGUGUCUCCUACAAAGCUGUUGGCGCCUAGCAGAGACCACUCGCAAGUGACUCCGGCAAGAGUCAAACCUGAAUCGACCGCUGCCGGGCGAGAUAGAACGAGCGAGCAGGUGGAAUCAUCUACAAAGGUCUCGGCUCAACUGACCAAUCUGCCUCUCGGGGACGCAGUUGCCCUGGUCGGUCCCUUUUCCUCUGAUGUGAUUGCUAUCGACGAGCACGAUUACGAGGUUGCAGCUACACUGGCCCUGAAAAUGAUUUCUUUCGCUGGCUUGAGAAGACAGUGCGGGAAACGACGCAUAUCAGGUGUUACGACUUGCCUAUGCGGGGCAGGACAGGCAUACUUUGGUUCUGGUUCGACAGUGCCAGCGGCGUAG